Aspergillus candidus is the source of this 517-nucleotide messenger RNA. RefSeq lists its product as uncharacterized. The record is from RefSeq and is a predicted model, not a curated record. The coding region runs from base 54 to 395 and encodes 113 amino acids. The transcript is spliced from 2 exons. NCBI's taxonomy places the organism in Eukaryota, Fungi, Ascomycota, Eurotiomycetes, Eurotiales, Aspergillaceae.
CUGCACCGCACACCAAACAGCCUAUCUAUUCUCAAGUACCACCCAAAUUCAAAAUGAUGUUCAACACCCUCUCUAUGACCGCCGUUGGAGUGCUGUCCCUCUAUGUUUCCGGAGCCAUUGCUCAGCCCCACGAGCCUCGAGGCCUGGACGUUCAGCUGAAGUGGCACGAGACGACCAGCUGCAACGACAAGGGUGGUCCCACGCGCGACUACAGCGACGGCGCCUGCUUGGACCUGGCUGAAACCAGUCGAGGAGUCGAAAUCCUUGAUCUCCGUGGUAGUUGCCACCUGGUUUCUUAUGACGACUCAAGCUGCCGAACCGGUUCUCGGGUCCUUGAUGCCUUGGGCUGCUGGAACUUGAAGGAAAAGAACUCGGUUCAGUUUAAGUGCGACUAAGUUAUCAUUAAUGGUAGCGGGGCUCACCCAUCCGACUUGGGAUGCUCGAGACCGAUAUGUGUCGGACUUUGAAGGGAGGGAAAUCGGUUGUGUUGAAGUGCUGGAUUGCAGGCUUGGUCUCC